AUGAGGUUCCACGUCAUCCAACUCGCCCUUCUCGGCGGCAUUGCCCUCGAGGCGGCUGCCAAGCCUGUCGUGCCCACAACGCACACGCUGCAUGAGCGUGCGGGCCAACAUUGGGGUCGUGACUGGAGGGUCAAGCAAAGACUGCCGCGCAAUGCCAAGCUGCCGAUGCGCAUUGGUCUGCAACAGUCGAACGAGGCUGUUGGCAGAGACAGACUUGAAGACAUCUCCAACCCCAAGUCGCCUAACUAUGGCAAGCACAUGACAGCCGAGGAGGUCCGACAGCUGUUUGCGCCGGCGCGAGAGACGGUGGAGACGGUGGUCGAGUGGCUCACCGACUCGGGCAUCCAUAUUGAUCGCAUCUCGCAGUCGUACAACAAGCAGUGGAUCCAGGUCGACCUGAGUGCCGACGAGGCGGAGAGCCUCUUGCUCACCGAGUACCACCUCUACGAGCACUCUGCCUCGGGUGCCCAUGACAUCGCCACCAGGGACUACCACGUACCGCGCCACAUUGCGCAGCACAUCGACUACAUCACGCCCGGUGUGCGUCUCCGCGCCGAUCCCAAGAAGACGGAGCUGGCCAAGCGCAGGUCCAACUUGCACAAGCGGACGAUUGCCAUGCACAAGGCGGAGAAGCUGCUUCCCGCCCUGCCGCAAUUGAAUGCUUCGACGUGUGCGACCUACAUCACCAACGAUUGUCUCUCAACCCAGUACCACAUUCCCCCCGGCAACAAAGCGAGCCCUGGAAACGAGCUUGGCAUCUUUGAGACACUCAAUGAUCACUACUCCAAGAAGGAUCUGGAUGAAUUCUUCGCGGCCCUGUACCCUAGGGUCCCGCAAGGCACGUACCCCGAAGAGCGCCUCGUGGACGGGGCCCUCGGAGCGGUCGAGACGCCCGGCGACCCGACUCUCGAGGUGGGCUUAGAGUCGAACCUCGACUUCCAGUCGGCGUGGCCCAUCAUCUGGCCACAGAAGACGGUUCUCUUCCAGGUGGAUGACCAGCCGGUGGAGAUUGCGGAAGCCAACCCCCUGCCGUACCUGGGCUUCUACAACACCUUUUACGAUGCUCUUGAUGGGUCGUACUGCAGCUACGCGGCCUUUGGCGAAACGGGCAACUGCGUGCGCCCGGAGUGUCUAGACCCCAGCUACCCCAACCCGGCCGAGGGCGGGUACAAGGGCGAGCUGAUGUGCGGCGUCUACAAGCCAACCAACGUCAUCAGCAUCAGCUACGGCGGCGGCGAGGCUGACGUGCCUGCCUCGUACUGGAAACGCCAGUGCAGCGAGAUCAUGAAGCUUUCGCUGCAGGGUGUCACCGUCGUGCAGUCAUCCGGCGAUUCAGGCGUAGCCAGCUACCCUGGCGACUUCGGCUUGCCAACGGGAUGCACCGGACCUGCUGGCACCGUAUUCUACCCAGCCUACAUGUGCCCUUACGUUUUGAGUGUUGGCGGCACCCAACUGGACAGCCGAAGCAACAGCACCACCAACAAGCCGGGCUGCAAGCUAUACGAGCGUGCCGUGACCCGUUUCCCCUCAGGCGGCGGCUUCUCAGACUACUUCGACGUGCCCGACUACCAAAAGGACGCAGUGCAGACCUACUUUGACACGACCCCCCUUCCCUUUGUCGGCUACACCACCCGCGACCCGGCCAAGAACUUCACCGACGUCGCGCCGGGUGUCUUCAAGAUCGGCGGAAGGGGCUAUCCCGACGUUGCCAGCGUUGGCGAUCGCUUCGUCGUCCGCUCCAACAGCACGUGGAACACCAUCGGUGGCACGUCGCUCAGUGCCCCCAUCUGGGCUGGCAUCAUCACCCGCAUCAACGAGGAACGUCUCGCCAAGGGCAAGAGCACCGUCGGCUUUGUCCACCCAACGAUCUACGCUCACCCGGAGGUCUUCACCGACAUCACCGAGGGCUCCAACCCCGGAUGCAAGUCUGGCGGAUUCCCGGCUGCCAAGGGCUGGGACCCUGUCACGGGUUUGGGCAGCCCCAAGUACGACCAGCUGCUGAAGGUCUUCAUGAGCCUGCCCUGA
Microdochium trichocladiopsis is the source of this 2025-nucleotide messenger RNA. Its product is annotated as putative Tripeptidyl-peptidase sed1. Gene Ontology annotation, molecular function: serine-type endopeptidase activity; tripeptidyl-peptidase activity. The record is from RefSeq and is a predicted model, not a curated record. Bases 1 to 2025 code for a protein of 674 amino acids. Lineage: Eukaryota; Fungi; Ascomycota; Sordariomycetes; Xylariales; Microdochiaceae. The transcript has 3 exons. Gene Ontology annotation, biological process: proteolysis.